Molecule: messenger RNA, 1515 nt
Organism: Clonostachys rhizophaga
Lineage: Eukaryota; Fungi; Ascomycota; Sordariomycetes; Hypocreales; Bionectriaceae
Source: the annotation of a GenBank genome assembly
AUGGCGACAGACGCGAUACCACCCAAGAAGCUUAAAAAGCUACCCUUCAAGCCUACGGCCCUCGGGAGGGCAGCCUCAUCCAGAAGCAAGGAUCCCGAAUCGGACGACUACGAUGUCACGAAACUAUUCAGCCGCUCUAGGGAAAUGGCGCCUGCCCUUCACGCGGAGGAGGAAGAGAGAUGGAAGAGGAAACAAUACAAGUUGAAGAAGGAACUCGAGAAGUCCAGACUAUCUGCCGAGAAGCGGCCCAUCGACGACGACGACGACGAGGAACAUGGCAGUCCUGGCGCCAGCCAGCCCACAGAAAAGGCGUCCGCCAGUGGAAGCCAAAAACGAGAUGCGCGAGGAGACAGACAUCAAGAAGAUAGCUUUUCACAGGCAGACGAGGAGGAUGAGGAAGCCCCAAGGUACGGCCCAGCCUUAUGCGCCAUCUUUGCCUGUUCCUUUUCGACUGUAGAUAUUGACAUUAGUUGUGGUAGCUUGGUCACCCCACCAUCAUCCAAGCGUGUAAGGCUUGAUAAGUCAUGGUCCUCGAAGUUGAGCCCAGGCGCAACAUCUUUGAGCCAGUCCUCAGUACCAGAAUCGCCUUCUCCCAGAAGAAGCAAGCGGCUGGCAGAACUGCCACCAUCCGAGUCUCCUGAGGUCGAAUCUACACGCGAAGUGGCAUCAUCCCCCAUCUGUAUAGAAUCCGACGACGAUGAGGUCGAAAUCGCAAGACCCAGCCAGUCUAGCACCAAUGUCAAGAUAGACGAUGAGGAGCCUGUCGAGGACGACAUCAUUGAGGAAGAGGAAGAGUUUGCCGAAUAUGUCCAGAGGGCAAAGGAGCAGCGCGCCCGUGAUCUCUCCCGCGAUCUUGAUUUUGAUUGUGACGAUAAAGCCGUCAAAGUACACGUCAGUAGCCAAAUUCAUGGCACCCGGGAUUGUCUGGUGAUCGUCAAAUAUGACAAGAGCCUGAAAGACAUUCGAAAAUCUUGGUUUCAGACCCAAGCCAAGUUCGAUAUAUCACUUCCUCCAGGUUUCACCAUGAGUGAUUCUAUCCUGACAUGGUGUGGCGCACCGGUCUACAGCCACACCAGCCUUCGUGAUCUGGCUAUUAGGCCCUGUGGAUCUGGUAAGGUGACUGCGCCAAGCUCAAACCGAGAUGGUGUCAGCCCAGACGGUACUGUGGUCCUUAUGCGGAUACAUACCCCUGAUGGCUUCAGGAUCUUCGAGGAAGAAAAGCGUCGGAAACGCGAAGCCGACGACUUCUCCGACGACGAAGAACGUGAAUUGCCGGAAUCCGAGGCUGAAACCUUGACGAUCAAUCUCGCGGCCCGAGACUUGGAGCCAGCUGAAUUGAAGGUUCAGCCAGAGACGACUGUUGACACAGUCAUAACGACCUACCGAGCCAUUCAAAAUAUACCGUCUUCUCGCCAAGUUACUCUUUGGUUUGAUGGGGAAAUGCUUGAAGACUAUAUCACUAUGAAGGAUGCUGAUAUUGAUGAUUUGGAUACCAUCGAGGUUCAUAUCAAGUGA